CUUUUCCGUCUUACUCCAGAAAGCUCCUGCAUACAUAGGCUGAUACGCCACCUACUGCAAAACCGAGCUGACAGCGCAGGCGAUGCUGCCAGCGUUUCCAUUCCAUCACCAGGCUGGGGCUGAAUAAAGGCGUGCUUGUGUGGUAGUGUUUCUUUUUAAAAAAUCUCAAAGCCAAGAAGAACAAGCUGAAAUAGCAUCUUCAAAAAAUGGAGCGUAAAAUAAACAGAAGAGAAAAAGAAAAGGAGUACGAAGGGAAACACAACAGCCUGGAAGACACUGAUCAAGGAAAGAACUGCAAAUCCACACUGAUGACCCUCAACGUUGGUGGAUAUUUAUACAUUACUCAAAAACAAACACUGACCAAGUACCCAGACACUUUCCUUGAAGGUAUAGUAAAUGGAAAAAUCCUCUGCCCGUUUGAUGCUGAUGGUCAUUAUUUCAUAGACAGGGAUGGGCUCCUCUUCAGGCAUGUCCUAAACUUCCUACGAAAUGGAGAACUUCUAUUGCCCGAAGGGUUUCGAGAAAAUCAACUUCUUGCACAGGAAGCAGAAUUCUUUCAGCUCAAGGGACUGGCAGAGGAAGUGAAAUCCAGGUGGGAGAAAGAACAGCUAACACCCAGAGAGACUACUUUCUUGGAAAUAACAGAUAACCACGAUCGUUCACAAGGAUUAAGAAUCUUCUGUAAUGCUCCUGAUUUCAUAUCAAAAAUAAAGUCUCGCAUUGUUCUGGUGUCCAAAAGCAGGCUGGAUGGAUUUCCAGAGGAGUUUUCAAUAUCGUCAAAUAUCAUCCAAUUUAAAUACUUCAUAAAGUCUGAAAAUGGCACUCGACUUGUACUAAAGGAAGACAACACCUUUGUCUGUACCUUGGAAACUCUUAAGUUUGAGGCUAUCAUGAUGGCUUUAAAGUGUGGCUUUAGACUGCUGACCAGCCUGGAUUGUUCCAAAGGGUCAAUUGUUCACAGCGAUGCACUUCAUUUUAUCAAGUAAUUACCUGUGUCACGAACAAAGGCAACAAGCAUGCAGCCAGCAAGCUUCGGAAAACCACAGCAUCAAAAGCAUCCCAAAUAACAUGCCCAGCUAGCUCUGUACUACAGAGCCCUGCUACUAAUCAAUUACUGUGAGCUAACGGUAUGUAAAUUCUAUCGCUAAAGAUGUUCUUCCUCUGGGGUGUUCCUGCUGAUCAGACUCUUCCACCUAAAAUGAAAACAGUAACCUUCUAUAUACUGUAAAUAAAGACUGAAAGCUUUUGCUAUUUAUUUGUCCUUAAGCUGUCUUUCAAUCAGAUUGUCUUGGGUAUUUGCACAAAAAACAAAGCAUGUACAUUAUCUAUCAUUCAUUUAAGUAAAUGGUAAUAAAAUAUUUUAAGGGGCUAUUAAUAUUUAAAAUCCUUUUCUACUAUGGCAAAAAUCUACAGAGAAACUGAACUGGUAAAAUUAACUACCUAGAGCAAAACAGAUGUGCAGAUCUAACUAAAACAAAGCUAUAGUGAAACAAAAUGAGAUUGUAAGAAGACAUUAAAGCUAUUGAUUUGAUUUUUCCACAGCAGGCACCAAAAGCUUAUAUUCACAGUUCCUGUGUUUCAUAUUAGACUUACAGCUGAAUUGGUAUUUUGCUGAAAAUUCCUAGAAAACUGUUUGAUGACAAUAAAAAGUAAAUAAAAGCACUGCUACCUUCUUUGAUUGUAUUAAUGAUUAUAAUAAAAAGUUACAUGUCACUUUAAAAACAAACAGUACCACUUGAUGAUUUUGCACAAAAUUAUGCAUUGAUGUAGUCAACCGGCAGGCUACAGUAACCCUGGCUGGUCCUGGAAGUGACAAAAAUCAGCAAAUUCAAUUCUUUGCAGGCUGAGUUCCCACAAAGCAUGGGUAACUUAGUCUCAAUAGAGUAUCUGUUAUUAGAAUAAUAAAGGAGUUCAUUUUCAGAA
This is a messenger RNA of Nomascus leucogenys (northern white-cheeked gibbon), 1923 nucleotides long. RefSeq names its product potassium channel tetramerization domain containing 4 (gene KCTD4). Gene Ontology annotation, biological process: protein homooligomerization. Gene Ontology annotation, molecular function: protein binding. The record is from RefSeq and is a predicted model, not a curated record. Lineage: Eukaryota; Metazoa; Chordata; Mammalia; Primates; Hylobatidae.